This is a messenger RNA of Bathycoccus prasinos, 1971 nucleotides long. RefSeq lists its product with no specific name. The record is from RefSeq and is a predicted model, not a curated record. The coding region runs from base 1 to 1971 and encodes 656 amino acids. The transcript has a single exon. Lineage: Eukaryota; Viridiplantae; Chlorophyta; Mamiellophyceae; Mamiellales; Bathycoccaceae.
AUGAACGUCGACCGAGAAGAACCUCCUCGGCAACCUUUUGCAGCGGCGAGGAUGCAAGCGGCAAAACAGGAUGGCGGGGCAUUCGUUCCGACGUUAAACGGCGGGUCGUUCGCGUCCACGCGCGUCCCGGUCGUGCCGUCGUUAAACGCGCGAGCGAUUGGAGAUUUGGUGAAAAACUGGAAUCUGAACGCCCUCGCUCCGAGCGGCGUCAACGCUGGAUCCGCGACGGCGAUGAACAACGCGAAGAGACAAAAAAGCAAUGGGGGUGGCGCGACGCAACAACAACAACGAGGGAUGCACGCGAUGGUGAAAGUUAUCGACGGUGAGUCGAUGUUGGUGAACAGGUGUUUGAACGAACGCGGGCACGUGAAAACGUCGAACGAGGUGAACGUGGCGUUGAUUUUGAAAGAGUUACCGGCGCACGUGCAAGCGCUUUUGAUGGCGAACGACGAGGAGGAGGCGAAGGAAUGGCAACGGAGGACGAUGUCGGUUGUGAGCGACUUAGAGAGGGAGGAGGAAGAGGAGAACGCGUUCGGUUUUGGAGAAUAUUUGAUGAAUAGUUUGGACGUUUUGAAGAGAGUCGUUUCGCUUCGGUUGUUGAGGAGCGUGAAGCAUUAUUUCGAGAAGAUCGGGUACGAUCCGACGCCGGCGGUUUUGAACGCGGUUUUGUGCGUGUUGAGGAGAAUAUCGAUGAUGGAUACCAAUUUUUUUUCAGAGAAUAACGACAACGACAAAGACUCUAGUAAUACUAGUCUCGAGCUGAAGUGUGGGAUUAUGAAGACGUGCGUUGACAUCGUGACCGGAAUGUGGGAACAGGAUUUGGUCAAAUGCGCGGCGGAGUUGGCCACGUAUCCGGUUCCAACGACGAUAGCGCAAAAAGAAAACAACAGAAAUGGAAAAGAAACUUUUCACGAGGAAAAUAUGCUGAUGGCGUUUUACGAUGCGGCGUAUGCGAUGACGAGAGAAGUGUACGCGACCAUCGACGACGAGAAGCGGAACAUCAGCGAGACGGAGGAGUUUCGCGCAUUUUUAGAUACGUUUGCAUCGUUUGCGUUUAGCACGGAGAUUGUGGAGUACGCGCAUCAUUCUGGUGGGAAAUUGGAAACGAUGAGAAUGGUUCGAUUGGCGUUAGCGUUGCUACAAUACGCGUCGAAGGAAAAUAGCAACCUUGGCGACACCGAACUUUGGACGAGAUUGUGGUACACCGCCAAAGGCGCGCAGUGUUUGAGAACGAUUUGUACCGCAGAUGUAGAUAACGAAAGCGGAGAGACUUUGUACGACAAGUAUUUGCACGAUGUGGCGUUAGAAACAUCAAACGAUGUCGAGAAAGCAGCCAAUGUAGUCGCUCGCGAUUGCUUAAAACUCGCCACGGAGUGCGCGGCGUUAGCGUUUGCGCAAGCGUUGGACGCGGUGUAUCCGAAAUACAACGCGCCUGCAUUUUUUGGAAGCUUCGGUAUGAAUGGGAACGGCGAUUCGAAGAGAUGGCGAGUGUUUGCGACUUUAGCGAGGUGUUGUGAAGUGCUUUGCGAAGACUCCGAGGUUAGAGAUGCGGUUAUAUCCGCGCUCAUCGUUCCGUUGGCAAAGUUUAUGUCGAACGUCGUUCGCGGACGAAGCGGCGACGGGAGCAAGAAGAUAUUCCCGAAACCAGCGGGUACGUUCUUCGUCAUAUUCGAGGAGGUGCGCAUUCGAGGAGGCACGCAAAAAGCGACCGAAACGGUAAAACUGGCGUGGAUGUUCAUCUACGGAACGAUCGCAUCCGCGCAAGCCGCACCUUUCAUGAAAUCCAAAUCCUUUGGCAAAGAGUUCGCUCUCCUGCUGAAAGACGCCUCCUCCGAAAAUCCCGACAUUCACGGCGGCGCACACACCGCCGAACACGUGCGCGAUUUACUGAGCGAGUUGCACGAUAACGUAAAAUCUUUAGUCGGCGCUGAAAACUCCAAGUUAUUCGAAACCUUCUUGGCGGAGUUGUAG